Messenger RNA from Lingula anatina, 657 nucleotides. RefSeq lists its product as uncharacterized. The record is from RefSeq and is a predicted model, not a curated record. Gene Ontology annotation, biological process: G protein-coupled receptor signaling pathway. NCBI's taxonomy places the organism in Eukaryota, Metazoa, Brachiopoda, Lingulata, Lingulida, Lingulidae. Gene Ontology annotation, cellular component: membrane. Gene Ontology annotation, molecular function: G protein-coupled receptor activity.
CUACAAUAUGUCUAUAAAGUGACUUGACUGCAGCAGCGAGCCAGCAACAUGCAGGUGGUUAGACUGAAGAUGACUUGGUGGACAUUUUGCGUCCCCGUUUUAUUGUUUUGGGUGACAUUUGUCACAUGUCAACAGUGUCAAAGACAACAGUUUGGCAGCAUAGAUGGCGACAUAAUUUUGGGGGCUACGUUUAACAUACACGCGCAGGCGGCGGGUGCAGAGGGUUGCUCUGAGAAAGUGAACGCGGACGCUGUUCAGAGAUUAGAGGCCGCACAUUUUGCAGUGCAGAAGCUGAAUGAAGAUAAAUUUUUACCUGGUGUUACCUUUGGUAUUCGUUCCUACGAUGACUGCGGCCGUCCCGAUGUGGCUGUACAUCGCGCCGUGGACUUCCUGGCUGAGAGGGAAAAGUACGCUGACGACUCGGGAAGUAUCUGCCCAGCAAAUGUAAUGUUUCCAGGAAUGUUAUCUGCCCUAUACAGCGGUGUGACGGCCCGGGUGGCUCAGUUUCUGAACUAUAUCCCUAUGCCUACAGUCAGUUACGCCUCUCACAGUCUGGAGCUCAGUGACACCAACAAGUUCCCUUAUUUCCAGAGACUGGUGCCAAGCGCCACCUCUGCUGUAAAGGUGGGUGUUACUUUUUAUAAAUCUAACUUCUAA